Molecule: messenger RNA, 3132 nt
Organism: Centruroides sculpturatus (bark scorpion)
Lineage: Eukaryota; Metazoa; Arthropoda; Arachnida; Scorpiones; Buthidae
Gene: Uvrag
Product: UV radiation resistance associated protein-like
Exons: 15
Coding region: 310-2526 (738 amino acids)
Biological process (GO): SNARE complex assembly
Cellular component (GO): endosome; lytic vacuole
Molecular function (GO): SNARE binding
Source: RefSeq, a predicted model, not a curated record
GCUUCGUAUGUGUACCGUGCAGCAGUGGGUGGAUGAGCAAAGUCGUUAAAUGGACUGGAUGCGAUGUUUCUUCCGUAAUAUCGGAGAAAACUGAAUAAAUUAUUUAAGAAAUUAAUCAAAAUUGUAUAAUAACUUACGUAUUUAUAAAAUGGAAACAAAUUUCAAAGAAUUAAGAAAAAAACAUAGAGAAAAUAUCAAAUCAUCCGAAAUGCAAUUUUUAUAAUGUAGAUGUUAAUAUUCAGUGUUUGAAUGUAUUUUCUUAUAGAAAGAAUAAUGCUAUAAUCAUCUAAUUACUUUCUGAAGCAAAACAUGGGAACUGAAUUUCAUUUUGAUACAAGAAUUAGACGAUGCUACGUUCCUUUAAUUACACAGCAACAUCGUUUACAUCACUUGCAUAAUAUUUCUUUGAGAAAUCUUUCACUACCCUCUCAUACAGCUGACUGUGAUUCAAAAACUGGGCUACAUUUUACUCUACAUGAUAAUUGUGUAUCACCAGCAUGUUAUAAAAGUGAAGUAAUUUAUAAUUCUCAGAAUCCAUCUUGGAAGAGUUUUGAAGUAUCUAGUUUUCCAGAUAAUGUGAAUAAAACUAUAUCUUAUAUAACAGUCAAAGUUUGGUAUCAUAAGAAUGGUGAAGUCUUCUGUUUAACUGAAUGGACUGUGCAUUUCAGUGGUUUAUCAUAUAUUGGGGAACAAAUUCCCAAAGAAGGGAAAAACUUUAAAUCAAAUACAUUACUGUUUGGAAUGGUAGAAGGAUAUUAUGGGAGUAAAGAUAGUUUUCAGCAUUGGCAAGCUGAAGAAAAAUGGGAAAAUCCAGGAUAUUACAUGGAAGUAGACCCUUCUAUUGUUCAUACAUCCUAUUCAGUAAAUACUUUAAGAAGAAUCAGGACAGUCGAAAGAGCUAUCGUUCAGACCCAAGCUUCGGUACAAAGGAUUCGAGCCAAGAUUGAAGAAAGAUUAAAAAGUACAGGAAAUUUACAGCUUCUGCAGUCAGAAAUAGAAUUAUUAAAAUUGAAAAUAAGUAUGCUACGAGCAGAACUUUGUACACAAUGCAAGAGGAUCGAGAAGCUUCGGCAGCAGAAAAGAAAUCUGGAUCAGCUUGGAGAAGGAAAACGUUCAGAUUUAUUAGACAGACUUCAGCAAUUACAAAAAGAUAAGGAAAAAUUAAUAGAAAUGCAAAAAUAUCAUACCGAAUCCAGAGAGAAUCUUUUAAAAACAAAUGCAAAACUUUUAUUCCGUCAAAAACAAUUAAUAUCUGAAUUAUCCGACAUAUAUCCAAUGGUGCAAUUUCCUGACAAAAAGAGUUUUAGUAUAUGUGGUGUUUUUUUACCUGACUCUGAAGAUUUUGCAGGGAGAGAUGAAAAAAUGUUAUCUGUGGCAUUAGGAUAUGUAUGUCAUAUUAUUACAAUGAUGUCACAUUUUUUAAACUUGCCUCUUCGAUAUCCUGUACACCAUUUCGGUUCACGUUCCACUAUUAUUGACCACAUAACUGAUAAAAUAUCAAUUAAAGAGAGAGAAUUUCCCUUGUAUGCAAAAAGCAAAUCGCAGAUGCAUUUCAAGUAUGGUGUAUAUCUUUUAAAUAAAAACAUUGCGCAACUUCGACACUAUUUUAAUCUAAGCACUCAAGAUUUGAGAGCCACCCUUCCUAAUCUUCACAGUCUUAUUGAACUUAAAUUAAAUGUUCACAGCGAACAAUUGAUAGGAAUACCAGCAUCCCUGCUGUACUUGCCCCCUUCGAACGUUUCACUUACUUCCUCGUAUUCAGCCAGUCUGCAGACAGAUUCGGGCGUUCAGACGUUUCCUAAUGACAGUUUCGGUGUCGAGCUGUCAACAAACACCGCGAACGAAACACUGUCCGACAAGGAGAACACACACAGCCAAAUGAUGGAAGAGCUAAAAAAGGAAAUGGAGGAAAUGAUACCAAAGAAUGCAUCCGAAGAGAACAUUCCUCCAAAAUUAACCGGUGUUGACAUCAACAGUGCAAACUUGAGCUGUUCUCUGGACAAGGGCCUCAACGAUAUUAAAACUUUCAACCAAUUGCAGGCGAAGAAUUGGAACAACAACAAUAUAGAAAGCGGAAGACUAAAGAGCAAAAUCCGGACGCUAGGACAGGGCCAUUAUCACUCGAGCGUUCCCAAUCUGGCUGCUAGUAUGUCCCAUUCUUCUCUAGAAGAGGAGGCGCUCAGCUCUGGAGACGAGAAACACCACCGUCCUCCCCCUCUGGCCGUCUGGACCAUGGGGGGUUCUCGUAACAAUUCGGACGAAGAACAGGCCCAGGACAAGUCGAGCGACUUGGAAAUCGAUUCGGAAAAGUGGAAGAAGGACAUCUCCGGCCUGCACGAUAGCAGCUUCAUUCCCCAGUGUGACGACGACAGCUACGAUCGGUGCAAACAGAAGUUGUUAGAUCUAACGGAGUCGGCAUUCAGCACGGAUCUGACCACCCGAACCAGCCAAUUGGCACUGAGGACUGGAAGCUUUCAGUUGCAGAGAAACAGGACUUCGACGAGCAGCUCGCUAGAAUUGGAUUAGGUGAAUUAAUUUUACAUUUCGUAAUUUAUAGUAGGCCCCAUAUUGUGUAUAUUACAUAUACAGUCGAUCGUAUGUAUAAAAUGCAUAUCCGUGUUCAUAUUUUUAAGCUUCCGUGAAGCUACGAAACCCGGCGCUCUCGAUCUGUAGAUUUUAGAUGCCAGGAGGCGGUUUCGAUAUCAAAAAACAAAGAAUUUGGCUGGUAGAAUCCCGUGUUAAUGCGGGAAGAUCCUUGGUUAUUCCUCUUUUGAUUUGGGAAGAGCCACAAUAAAAAGGGUCUUCCCAUAUUAAAUUGGACUUCUUCUUUUUUUAAUCUUUUGGUUGUAGAUAUUUCUUGUUUAAGUUCGUUUUUGGUUCGAAUUCUCGUUCGAUCAGGACAUUUAAUUCUACUACACACUACUUUCGAUUACAUACUACUUCACAAUAGAGAAAUUCCAAGUACUUGAUUGCUUACUGUUCUCUCAAUUGGUUGUACAGUACCUACGUUCCUUGGAACCAAGCAUAAAAUUGCUAUCCAAGGAACAUACAAACAAUUGAUAGAACAGAGCAAUUACGGUUCGUAAUGUAUAACUAGAGAAGAGAUUCGAUUUUCUACUCGAGAAGAGAAAA